Molecule: messenger RNA, 851 nt
Organism: Gekko japonicus
Lineage: Eukaryota; Metazoa; Chordata; Lepidosauria; Squamata; Gekkonidae
Gene: NUDCD2
Product: NudC domain containing 2
Exons: 4
Coding region: 9-482 (157 amino acids)
Biological process (GO): protein folding
Cellular component (GO): cytoplasm
Source: RefSeq, a predicted model, not a curated record
CUGGGUGGAUGUCGGCGCAUUUCGAAGAGCGCAGCGGGCUGGUGCCGUGUGCCACCCCUUGGGGCCGCUGGUACCAGACAAUGGAAGAGGUCUUUAUCGAGGUGAACGUGCCUGAGGGGACCCGCGGGCGGGAUGUGAAGUGCAGCUUGCAGAGCCGGCAUUUGUCGCUGACUGUAGCAGGGAAGGAUGUGCUCAAGGGUAAACUGUAUGAUUCUACAAUAGCUGAUGAAGCAACAUGGACACUAGAGGAUCAGAAGUUAAUACGAAUUGUCCUAACCAAAACCAGUCGUGAUGCUGGAAACUGUUGGAGUUCUCUCUUAGAGAAUGAGUAUGCUGCUGAUCCUUGGGUCCAGGACCAGAUGCAGAGGAAGCUCACACUGGAAAGGUUCCAGAGAGAGAACCCUGGAUUUGACUUCAGUGGAGCAGAAAUCUCUGGAAACUACAGCAAAGGAGGGCCAGACUUUUCUAAUCUUGAAAGAUAGCCAAAUGCCUUUAGCUGUGUUUCUUGAUAUAGGAAAUAGAGUUAUGAAGGACUCAAAUGCAGCCAAACAAUUCAUCUGCGAGACUAGGCUGCACAAUGGUUUACUCCUUUUCUGAACUGCUGCCUUUGAUAAUGGCUUUUAUUUAAACUGUACUAAUAUAGCCAUGGAAAAUAAACACUUAUGCAUGAAAGGUGGUAUUUGCAAAUGAUUCUGUUUACCAUGGUUAAGAACACAUUUGUGAUAGUAAAGCACUAGUGUAUUUGAUAUAUUAGCAGUAUUGAAGACCACAAACUGCAUAAUUCUUUGAGCUGAAGGAAUAAUCUCUCUAUAUAAUCUGUGUUGGUCAUGGGCCGAAUUCAGACUGGCAGU